Puccinia triticina is the source of this 333-nucleotide messenger RNA. RefSeq lists its product as uncharacterized. The record is from RefSeq and is a predicted model, not a curated record. The coding region runs from base 1 to 333 and encodes 110 amino acids. The transcript has 3 exons. Lineage: Eukaryota; Fungi; Basidiomycota; Pucciniomycetes; Pucciniales; Pucciniaceae.
AUGACGUCGAACACGAAAUCGUUGCGCAUCAGGCCGACUCCGUGGGCUCCCGCCUCAUUGGCGAGAAUCGAUGGCGUCCGCGUUCAGGCCGCUAAUAAAACUAUUUCGAUGACGAGGCCCAGCGUCGUGGCGUUUAAGCAGGUUUUACUCAGCCCGUCGAUCUGGUUGAUAGGCUUCGUAAGAAUAUUCCCCAUAGGCUUUUCCCUCUCAGCCUCUGAUUGUUUUUGUCAGUCCAACUCAGUUCCCUCCUCCUUCGAAGCCGCUAAAACUAUGCUGCUCAACCGAUUGAAGACCGGCCUGGCCGAUAGCUGGAAAUUAUCGAUGCCAGAAUGA